Molecule: messenger RNA, 1872 nt
Organism: Epithele typhae
Lineage: Eukaryota; Fungi; Basidiomycota; Agaricomycetes; Polyporales; Epitheliaceae
Product: iron reductase
Exons: 6
Coding region: 1-1872 (623 amino acids)
Biological process (GO): intracellular iron ion homeostasis; copper ion import; iron ion transport
Cellular component (GO): plasma membrane
Molecular function (GO): ferric-chelate reductase activity
Source: RefSeq, a predicted model, not a curated record
AUGUCUGACUUUGGCGCACCUCCCGUCAUCCCCACCGAGCUGCAGCAGUACAACUCGUACGUUGAGGAUCCGAAAUGGCAAGCCAAGUUCUCGUACAUCUGGGCUGCUGUCGUCGGUGCGGCCUUCUUGGCGUCCGUGCCCCACAUCGUCCAGUCCAUCCGUAACCGACGCUUGUUCCGCGGCAUGAUCACCGGCGUCACCGAGUACUCGGUCGGCAAGCAUUAUCAACUGGCUAGCGGGCAGGAUGCUAUACCGACACAUGUGAAGCGGAGGGUGUCGGGCGUCGUACAUACGCUGUGCUCGACCAUGCUCUGGACGCUCCCUGGUGUUGAGCUCAAUCUCGGUCAAAUGCUGCUCGUCGGUGGUUACCUUGCCAUUGUUGUCGCAAGCAUCGCCAUGAACAUCGAUCUUGUCACCUAUCCCAAUCGCGCAGGUUUCAUCGCGCUCGCCCAGUUCCCGGUCGUCUUCCUCUUCGGGACCAAGAACUCAAUCGUCUCGCUGAUUCUCGGUCCCGGUAACGGCUACGAGAGGCUGAACUACAUCCAUCGCUGGUCCGGCCGCGGCCUCUUCAUCGCGGCCACCAUCCACGGCGCCCUGUGGAUCAAGAACCACCUCAUCUGGGAUCUUCCCAUUCUCGGCCAACAGAAGGAGACUUCGGGCGUGGCCGCACUUGGCGUGUUAUGCGGCAUUGUUCUCACGUCCUUGAGGCCGGUUCGGAGAUGGUUCUACCAGUCCUUCUUCAUCGUCCACGUGCUCGGAUAUGUUGCUUUCUUCAUCACGAUCUGCUACCACACGACAUACGCUUCCCCUUGGAUCUUCCCCCCUCUGGCGUUCUACGGCUUCGACAUACUUCUCCGCGUGUUCCGCUACCGCAUCAAGGACGCGACCUUGGUCCCUGUCGAUACUAACAUGACUCUUAUCCACAUUCACGACUGCGACGACGGCUGGCUUGCCGGUCAGCAUGUCCGCCUCCGCGUUUUCAUCGGCGCUCGCGUCUUCGAAUCCCACCCGCUCACCAUCCUCAACGCGCCCCCCGCAUCCUCCUGCAUGCCCUCCAGCACCGUCACCCUGGCCGCGCGCGCCGUCGGCGACUGGACGCGCGAGAUCAAUGCAUACGCCCUCGCGGAGCAAGCGCGACUCCGUGGCGAGAAAGACGCCAACCAAUCCGCCACUGGCGCCCAGAUCCAAGUCAUGAUCGAUGGUCCUUACGGCGGCUGUAGCAUUGACCUCGGCCAGCACGAGUCCGUCCUUCUCGUCGCGGGUGGCUCCGGCGCCGCGUUCACGCUCGGCCUCCUCGACGACCUCAUCGCGCGCUGCACCCGACUCGGGCGCCCGUCUGGGGAGCGCACGCGCCGUAUCGAGUUUGCGUGGUGCGUGCGGUCGUACGGCGCGCUGCACUGGUUCGCGCCCCGGCUCGAAGCGCUCGCCCGCGCGUGCGCCGGGACGACCCUCGACCUGCACGUCUCGGUGUACGUGACGUGCCUCUGCGCGCCCGCCGAGGUCCCCUUCGUGCCGAACAUGGACGUCACGAUCGUCGAGCGGCCGAGCGUCGUGGACCUCCUGCGCGCGUUCGUGACGCCGCCGUCGUGCGCGCACCCUAACCCGGCGAAGGCGAGCGACAAGAAAGUGGAGGCCGACGCGGAGUCCAUCUCCGUCGAGUCCGUCUCGGACGACAUCGAGGGGGCCCCGAGCGGGCGGGUGGCCGUGUCGGACCGGCUGGCGUGGGUCGGCCUCGGUGGCGGCGUCGCGGUGUGCGCGGCGGGCCCGGAGAGCAUGACGCGGGAGGCGCAGAACGCGGUCGCGAGGAUCGGGCUCACGCGCGGCGUCGAGCUCGGCGGGGUCGCACUCCACACGGAGCUGUUCGCCAUGUGA